Hippocampus comes (tiger tail seahorse) is the source of this 2579-nucleotide messenger RNA. It is a transcript of the gene slc23a4, whose product is annotated as solute carrier family 23 member 4. The coding region runs from base 470 to 2326 and encodes 618 amino acids. Gene Ontology annotation, biological process: transmembrane transport. The record is from RefSeq and is a predicted model, not a curated record. Gene Ontology annotation, cellular component: membrane. NCBI's taxonomy places the organism in Eukaryota, Metazoa, Chordata, Actinopteri, Syngnathiformes, Syngnathidae. The transcript is spliced from 12 exons. Gene Ontology annotation, molecular function: transmembrane transporter activity.
CUUCCCAUCUCUGAUAAAUGUUCAUUGUAUGUCUUGUAAACAUACUUACUUACACUCUUUCUUACUUAUGGUUCAAAUAAGUCCACUCAGAGAAAUCAUGAUUCGUAAGGGGUGGCCACUUUUUAAAUGUUUCUGGCUUGUCUAAGAUUCCUGCCUUCUAAUUAAAUCGUGGAAACAAAUCAAUGCUGUCUGAGUAUCCACUCAUGCAGCUGACCACUGGCUAGCGAGUAGGCUGCUGUUACUGUUCUAAUUGGCUUCACAUGAGCUGUGGGUGCGACUCAUUUCAACCGACAAAAGCAAAGUCUCAUGUUUGAACUUUGAUACUUCAUUCCGACACUGCCCUCCUCUCUCUCCCCUACCUCCUUACUCGAUCGCUUCUCCGUUUCUCCUCGGCUGUACUGACUCCCUUCCAACUGAUGAUUUCUCCAUUUUUUUGUUUUCUAUUUUAUGACAGCCAUCUGAAGUUCAGAUGGCUCCAGAAAAGGAAAGCAAUGGUCUCGACAACUACGCAUUUGCACUAGAGGAGCGCUUCUGCGACGUACCUGAAGCAACACAUGGAGAUGUUGACACUCCCCUGGACGAAGAGGGCAAUAAGUUGGCUUACUGCGUCACUGAUGUACCACCUUGGUACUUGUGUAUCCUUCUUGGUAUUCAGCACUGCUUGACGGCGUUUGGAGGAAUUAUUGCCAUCCCAUUGAUCCUCUCACAAGGCUUGUGUCUUCAACAUGAUGGCGUCACACAGAGUCACCUGAUUUGCACCAUCUUCUUCAUGUCUGGAAUCUGCACUCUGCUGCAAGUUACUUUUGGCGUCAGGCUGCCAAUUCUCCAAGGUGGAACAUUCACAUUGCUUGCACCGUCCAUGGCGAUGCUGUCAAUGCCCGAAUGGACUUGUCCUGCUUGGACGCAGAACGCAAGCCUCGUCAAUACGUCAUCUAGUGAAUUCAUAGAAGUGUGGCAGACUCGAAUGAGAGCAGUGCAGGGGUCCAUUAUGGUGGGCUCACUCUUACAGGUGUUUGUUGGUUUCUCUGGCCUCAUUGGCAUCUUCAUGCGUUUCAUCGGCCCUCUCACCAUUGCGCCCACCAUCUCUCUCAUUGGGCUGUCUCUUUUUGAUUCUGCUGGUGAACGUGCAGGGAACCACUGGGGAAUUUCUACCUUAACCACUACUCUGAUCGUCAUUUUCUCACAGUACCUUCGUCACAUUCCUGUCCCUUUGCCGACAUACAGCAAGGACAAAAAAAUACACUUCCGUCGUGUUUACAUCUUCCAGAUUCUCCCCGUUCUGCUUGGAAUCUCCUUGUCCUGGCUCCUGUGUUAUAUUUUAACAACCUACAGUGUACUUCCUUCUGAUCCAGGCCAGUAUGGCUACCUGGCUCGUACUGAUCUGAAAGGCGAUGUCGUGGGUAAAGCUCCUUGGCUCACAUUUCCCUAUCCCGGUCAAUGGGGGAUGCCCACUGUGAGCUUGGCAGGGGUACUUGGCAUUUUUGCUGGUGUGAUUUCGUCCAUGAUAGAGUCUGUUGGGGAUUAUCAUGCGUGUGCCAGGCUGUCCGGGGCUCCGCCUCCACCUAAACAUGCAAUCAACCGGGGGAUUGGGAUAGAGGGCUUAGGGUGUCUGCUGGCUGGAGCCUGGGGCACAGGAAAUGGGACCACCUCAUACAGCGAGAAUGUGGGAGCCCUCGGUAUCACCAAGGUUGGCAGUCGUAUGGUGAUUGUUGCCGGGGGUGUCUUUAUGAUAGUUAUGGGUAUUUUUGGCAAAGUGGGAGCCAUUUUUGCGACCAUCCCAUCGCCUGUCAUAGGAGGGAUGUUCAUGGUUAUGUUUGGGGUCAUUUCUGCUGCAGGAAUUUCAACUCUACAGUAUUCAGAUUUGAACUCAUCUCGCAACAUCUUCGUGUUUGGUUUCUCCAUGUUCUCGGGUCUGGUCAUACCAAACUGGACACUGAAGAACCCCACAGCAAUUUCUACAGGUGUGGACGAGAUAGACCAGGUGCUGCAAGUUCUUCUCACAACCAGCAUGUUUGUUGGAGGCUUCUUUGGUUUCUUACUGGACAACACAAUCCCAGGCACAAAGGAGGAACGAGGCAUCCUGGCCUGGAACAAAGCUCAUGAGGACAGCUCCAUCAACACACGGGAGAGUAGAGAAGUUUAUGGUCUGCCUUUUGGACUGAGCGCGCACUUAUCUUCUUUGCCAUGGAGCCGUUUCCUACCGUUCUGCCCACCUUUUGUGCCCAAAGGGCCUGAUGAAUGUGGAGAGGGCAAAACCACUCAGGAAUCCAAGAAGGCACUUGGACAUUCAGAGCCUUCGCAGAUCAGUAUUGGAGUCGCUUUUUAAGUUGUGAACUCACAUCGAUCAGCAUCCCAUUUUGGGGAUAUUUUUCAAUACAUGCAAUGCCAUGAGAGACACCAGAAUUUGAUUGCUUUUAAUAUUAUUUCAAGUGACCUUAAAUGAGCUAUUUAUGUUUGUAUAGAGUUUUUUUUAAAUAACUAAACUCAUUCAUGUUAUUAUACUGUUGAGUUAAUGUUGCCGAAUCAUUUGCAACACUAAUGUAAAGAUAAAUAAAAUGUGUAAAUCAUGCUUUAUUUAA